This is a messenger RNA of Anopheles darlingi, 474 nucleotides long. Its product is annotated as putative gustatory receptor 28b. The transcript is spliced from 5 exons. The coding region runs from base 1 to 474 and encodes 157 amino acids. The record is from RefSeq and is a predicted model, not a curated record. Lineage: Eukaryota; Metazoa; Arthropoda; Insecta; Diptera; Culicidae. Gene Ontology annotation, cellular component: membrane; axon; dendrite. Gene Ontology annotation, biological process: sensory perception of taste.
AUGGAGCAGAGCAUCGAGCGGUUCAACCUGGCACUAAUGAACACUGAUUCCAAGCUGCGUGUGGCCGGUUUAUUCGAACUUGAUCUAGUGUUUCUCUACUCGGUUUUCUACACCUACACCUCUUUCGUCCAAGACCUGAGGAAUGGCGAGGAAAUCAUAUUAUCGAAGUACGUCAGCUGCUUACUGUUUGCGCUUUUUGAGGCAAUUCAAUUUUACUACAUCGUAGCUGCUUGUGCCGACGUUACCGAGCAAGCCGAGAAAACAGGAAUUCUUCUGAACGAGUUCCUGCAAACCGACAUUGGAUCCAGUGCGGAACGAUGCGUGGAGCUGUUUAGCAUCGAAUUGCUACAUCAGGACUUCAAGGUCAACAACCUAGGGCUAUACACUAUUGAUUUCACCUUAAUGUUCGCGAUGAUUGCAGCCAACACCAGCUACCUUAUAAUGCUGGUACAGUUUCAGUUGGCCGAAAAAUAA